UUAUUGUUUUCAAAUAGACCUAUUAUCUACAACAUUUAUAGAAUUCUUAGAUACUGUUAGUAAUCAGUUAGAAUUAAUAACUGAAUCUAACAAACUAAUAGUUAUUCUUGUAUCUAAAACCUCUAUAUUAGAUAAUUACUACUUAAUACAUUUAUUUAAAAUAUCUCCAUUAUCUUCAGUUCAAUUUAAAGAUAAAGAUUUCAAUUUAGAAUUAUUAUUUAUACUAUCUAUUCUCUGCAAUAUGGCAACUGUACAAUAUAUCCUUGACUAUCUUUAG
This is a messenger RNA of Scutellospora calospora, 277 nucleotides long. The record is from the annotation of a GenBank genome assembly. Lineage: Eukaryota; Fungi; Glomeromycota; Glomeromycetes; Diversisporales; Gigasporaceae.